UAUACAUGAAGUAUCAAAGUGAAGUAUUGUCCGACCUGGGAACCCAGGUAAGACAAUUCUUUGCGUACAUUCAAUAGAAGCAUUCAAUGCGAAUUGUCUAAUAUAUAAUUAUUUUAAAUAGGUAUCGUUUCAUAUAUUGCUUUUUAUGAUUUUGCAUUCAAAAUCUUUAAACUUUUUCAUUAAACGUAAAACAAUGUUAUGCCAAAAAAAAAAUCGAAUAUGACGUUUACUUUGAUAAAUGAAAUAAAACAAAGUGCCAAAAUAGUGUAAAACGUAGUGAUUAUAUUCUCUUUGAAAAAGUGCUAUAAAAUUACGAGAGAUAAACUUCAUAGUUCAAAUAUGAGCAGCAAACAAUCUAUAGAAAUGAAGAUCAGGCCUCUCGCGCCAGAAGAUAAACCUAAUUCUAAUAUAAAUGAAGAAAGUCAGAAGGGGACUUCAGUUGGCACCUACAGUGGACUGCGGAUCGGAAGCAUUCUUCGCAUGUGGGCUGAAGUGUCCAGGAUCAACUACUUAUCUACACAGCCCUUGGACGUUAUUACUUCAGGUCAAAGCAUACUAAGACGACGCAGCAUUGGUUUGCCUGCAAAAGAAUAUUCAAUACAGUAUUUUGUUCCCUCAGAACUGCGUAAUAAAAGUGAAGAGGAUUUGUUCGCCGAACAAUUUCCCAUUAAUGUGACUCCUCUAAUGAACGAGGACCAGUUGUGGGGGUGUUUUUACAUAUUCCCGGAGUUGUACUCGGACGUGUACUCUCCUGUAGUCCGGAUCCGCGACAUUCAAGAUGUUCCGGAGCUCGUGGGCGGGGUGCUCACUCGAGACGCGGUCACUCCAUGUCUCUCUUAUUUGAAACGUACUCCGAUAUUGGGCGACUUCGUUUAUAUAAAAUUGGAUCUUUCCUCAAAGCACUUGAUCAAUAUCGACGUAUUACAACACUACAAGUAUUUGGUAUAUUUGGAUUUAUCAUCAAACUUGUUGACGGACAUAAGCGUGUUAACUCACUUACCGUACUUGCAGUUUCUAUCCGUGGCCUUUAACAGGCUAAGCACAGUUUUGGAAUACCCUAAUCCUCAAUGGUUUUUGACGGAAGUCCAUUAUAAAUUCAAUUCGGUGAAGAGAAUAAGGGAUCUGAGUUUAUUCUGGUCUAUCACUAUACUUGACUUAUCGCAUAACAACAUCAAGUGUAUUAGCGGGCUUGAAAAUUUGAGGUACUUACGACGCUUGGACCUAUCGUUCAAUCAUAUCCAACGCCUAGAGAAUUUGAACCACUUGCGUCUACUUUGGUUGGACGUGUCAUACAAUAACAUUUCAAGCUUCGAAUUUAAUUCAUGCUCUGGACUUUGGACUUUACUUCAUCUUGAGUAUCUCAAUUUAAAUGAAAAUAACCUCGUUUCUUUAAGAAUGUUUUCGGGAUGCACAAGAUUGAGGGAGUUGCACGCUAGAAACAACCGUCUGAGCAUGCUCCUAGAACUUGCAGUGUACAUGCGGCAAAUGCGACGGCUGAUCGUAUUAGACUUGCGUGCCAAUCCUAUUUGUUCAACGCCUGGAUACAAAGACGUUAUAAUCAAUACGUUUCCUAUCUUGAUGUGUUUGGAUGCUGAACAACUAGAUCCAGUAGAGCAGUGGAAACAACUCUGCAUUACCAAGCCAUGUUGUGUACAUUCUAAGGAUGGCAAUGCGUCGAGACCAGCCUCUCUUCUCUUUCGAACUUCAAAAAUGGAUAUGAACCCAGACGUGAACACUUUUGCGACUCGCCGACUCCUGCGUUUGUUGUACAUUGAACAACUGUCGAGGGCUCGUGUUUCCCCGCACAUUCCGCCAGCUGAUAGCACUGAAGUGCCCAUAGUGGUUCUUGUGGGAUACGAAGCCGUCGGCAAAGGUACUUUGGCCCGUCGUCUUGCAAGUGAAUGUAGGGCAAACAUAGCACUUGCCUGCCAACACACGACCGCACCCUACCACUACCCAGGCCACUACAGGGAAAUAACCAGAAGCAAGUUCGAUGAUAUGCUACUCGCUGGAGAGUUACUCACCUACUGCGAAAUGGAUGGCGAAUCUUAUGGGCUAAGCCGCGAAGAAGCUUUCAUAAAGGACGGCAAAGUGAAGAUUGUAAGCAUGGAUUUACUCGGAGCUUUGAUGCUAAAAUUACGCGGACGUCGGCCAUAUUUGAUUCUGGCUUCGUGCGAAGAUAAAAAGGCUUUAGCUCAAAGACAACAGUACAGAAAAAAGGCUCGUAAUAUGGCUAAUCAGCGAAGAAUAUCUUUAGAAACCCCAUUGGAAAGGUCGACGCUGCAAGUUCUUCUUUCCGGCCGUAUUAUUAUCACUGGAAUACUUAAUGAGAUACUCUUGUCUUUACCAGAAGAGAAGGAACAAAGUGAGUUCAUGAUAGAGUCUGAAUGUUCGCUCAUGAUGGACAGCGAUGCUCGGCAAGCAGUUCGAGACUUUGCUAAGGGAGUUAAUAUUUUAACGCUAUUAGCUUCAAGCGCAACAUCUUUAGAAGAAGCUUGUAAGCGGUCUCAAGACAAAAACAGCCAAAUGGAGCCUAGUUUGUAUUCUCUAUACAAAGAGUCGCAGGGCACUGAUGAAUACGUAAGCUACGCAAAUGGACAAAAUUCAUAUCAAGAGCGUAAUCAGGCCAAGAAAUCCAAUGAUGGCCGUCAAUCUAAAACAAAACAAGAUAAACAUUCAAGCUUCUCUCAUCCCAAGAGCGUUGAUUUUAGUAGAUACGCGUCUUCUACUUGGAAAGGUUUUUCCGUCGCACCGGAUGGUUCGAAGUCAUCGAAAUCGGUGACAUUUACAUCUCAAGAUAACGACGGAGAAAAUCAAGAUCCCUUAGGAAUGCUGAUUGAACCUCGAGCAGAGAAAGAUGGAGAAAAAUCAAAGGCGAUACGAUCUAUCAGUACAAGAAUCCCGUGGCCACGUGGGUUGUCAAGGCUAGGCUCUGGCGGAUCUCUGGACGACCAAGACCUCUGGCUGGCGUUCCUCACCGAGACUGGAUUGGUGCAAAGUAGCGACGUCGCGACCUCAUCACUUACUGAUACAGUAAAUCGGCUCGACACAAAAAUAGACAGUCCAGAUUCCAUCAUACAACAAAUGGAUUACUACCAUAAAACAUCCACCGAAUCCGACUCUACGACUAUAAGAGAUGAUUAUGAAGAAAUACAUCGCAAAUCUCCGGGGAUGUUCUGGGAUUCGGUUUAUAUGGAUGAUCCAGAAGAGGCUUUCAUCAAAGUGAAACGGAUAAUACGAGAAAUAGUUGAAUCGCAAGUAAACAUAAAACCAAUGUUCGACAUCGAUUUUGCCAAUUUGAAUCAUUACCCAAACAUUGAGAAAAGAUUGAUUGACAUACGAAAUCAGAUAGCACCACAGAGACUGUUCUAUUAAUUAUUACCAUUCUUAUUCUAUAAUACAGUAAAAAUGUAUUUAUCA
Molecule: messenger RNA, 3420 nt
Organism: Manduca sexta (tobacco hornworm)
Lineage: Eukaryota; Metazoa; Arthropoda; Insecta; Lepidoptera; Sphingidae
Product: leucine-rich repeat and guanylate kinase domain-containing protein
Exons: 20
Coding region: 340-3375 (1011 amino acids)
Molecular function (GO): protein binding
Source: RefSeq, a predicted model, not a curated record